CAGUACGUGCGUCUUUAACGAGAGGCGUAGUAGCUUUAGGCUACUAUAUGUUUUUAAAAAAGAGAUUUCCGCUUCCUGCUGUUGUUUUAAACGUUCAAUUGACCAGAAGCUGAUCACAAGCCGGCAGCUGAACUGACUGACCUCAGCAGCAAGUUGGAGUAAAGUCUCAUAUGAAUCCACCGCUGAGCGGAGGCGGGAACAUUAAGAGGCUCGUGCCAUGAAAGUGUCCAUAUCUGACCAGACUUCACGCAUGAGCGCGUGUCUAAACUGACCGAGACCGACUGCACAGCACCCGAGACUAGAGCAUGUCGGAGCGAGGAGGGCUUCAGCAGCGAGCGGGAGCUCCGUCUCCCCACUUGCAGCCUCUCAGGACGGUCACGGUUUGUUCGAGUCGCCCGGUUCAGAUGAACCUGUUCGCGACAUGGGAGAUUGACAGCUCCUCUCCCAGCUGUGUGCCCAGACUUCUCAGUCUAACUCUUAAAAAAUUAGUGAUUUUGAAGGAGCUGGACCGAGAUCUCACAUCGGUGGUCAUCGCAGUUAAACUUCAGGGCUCAAAACGCAUUUUGCGGUCAAAUGAAAUCAUGCUGUUUUCUGCAGGCCUUACUGAGACUGAUCUUCAGCUGACCUUCUCACUUCAGUACCCACACUUUUUGAAGAGAGAUGCCAACAAGCUUCAGAUUAUGCUCCAGAGACGCAAGAGGUACAAGAAUCGCACUAUACUGGGCUACAAGACCCUGGCGCUAGGGAUGAUAAAUAUGGCUGAGGUGAUGCAGCACCCUACAGAAGGUGCUCAGGUGUUGAGCUUGCACACGACGGUGAAGGACACUUCAGUGCCUGUUGCAGAGAUCAGGGUCUAUUCUCUCUCCAGUCAACCCAUCGACCCAGUGGGACCAAAGGCCAAGCUAUCCGAUCGUUCACCAGACAUCGAUAAUUAUUCUGAGGAGGAAGAAGAAAGCUAUUCAUCAGAGCAGGACUGCAGUGAUGACCCUCUGCAGGGGCAGUACCUCUAUGAUGACGAGGAUGAACUGAGGAAAAAGAAACCUCGCCGUAAACUCCCCUCCACAGCCUCCAUCACCAGAGCUAACGUAGGUGACCAACCUAACAUCAAACAGAAGCUUAUGGCAUUGGUGAAAUGGUUUAAAGUGUCUGAUGAGGUGGGGUUUGGUUUGGAUCAUGUGUCCCAAGAGCAGAUCCGGGAUGUGGAAGAGGACCUGGAUGAGCUCUAUGACAGUCUUGAGAUGUACAACCCCAGUGACAGCGGCCCAGACAUGGACGAAACAGACAGUAUUAUUAGCACCCCCAAACCCAAACUCCGGCCUUUUUUUGAAGGCAUGUCACAGUCCAGCUCUCUGACAGAGUUUGGUAGCUUGAAUAGCAGGUGCAGCCACGGAAAAGACAAGCGGAGUCCUAGGGGUGAGCAGACUGUAUCUGGUAAAAUCCAGCGUUCACCCAGUGCACACGUGGACGAAGCUUUCUCAGAGAUGGACACAUUAGAACUCAAUGAAGUGGAGGUGAUCGCCGACGGGACCCCUAGCAUCACUUUAUCAGUGGCAGAGAGGCCUCAGAGGAGCAACAGCACUAACAUGCCAUCUCCCAGACUGGAUGGCAGUCAUACCCCCAAACAGAGGCGAGCAACCCUUAUGAAAGAGAGAGAGCUGUCCAAACAACUCAGUGAACGCACCAACAGCUCAGACAGUGAGAGAUCACCCGAGCUCAGCCUCACCCCUCAGAUGCCGAGGAAGAUCGUGUAUGACCAACUCAACCAGAUCCUGCUGUCUGACAGCACACUUCCUGACAGCCUUAUCCUCGUCAAUGGCAGUGAUUGGCAAGGACACUAUGUGGCCGAGCUGCUGGAAGCCCAAAAGCUGCCGGUGGUCUGCACCUGCUCCGGAUCAGAAAUCCAGGCCGUCCUUUCUGCCCUGCUCACACGCAUACAGAAAUUCUGCAACUGUAACUCAGUCAUGCCCAAACCAGUGAAGGUGGUGGCGGUUGGAGGUCAGAGCUACUUAGGAGCCGUCUUGAGAUUCUAUGUCUCUCAGCUUGCCAACAAGAUGUCUGACUGGCUCAGUCAUAUGAGGUUCCUUGUGGUGCCUACAGGCUCUCACCCUGUGGCCAAACACCUGGGUUCUCUGGACAAUCGCUACAGUUCUUCCUUCCUGGACGGCUCAUGGCGAGAGUUUUUCAGCCGCCCAGAGCCGCCUCAGACUGCUUCCUCUGCUGAAUUUGUGGAUGUGGCUGGGCGAAUUCUACAAUACAUCAACGGAUCUACGGUUACUCAUCAGUUUCCCAUUGCUGAGGCCAUGCUGACCUGCAAACACAAGACGCAAGAUGAUGAUUCCUACCAAAAUUUUGUUCCAUUUGUGGGCUUGGUUAAGGUGGGAUUGGUAGAACCCAGCCCAGGAUCCUCAGGUGGAGAUUGUGAGGAGGGUUUGGCUUUGAGUUUGGCAGUUCCAUCGACUUCUCCACCUGCUCAUGGAUCUCUCACUGGGAUGAUGAAAGAAUCUGCAACGCCUCCUCCAUCACCAUCGCUAAGCGGACUGGCUGCUCUAGGAAGCCCCAGCAUGUCUCAUGGUAUGGAUGCCAUUGGGCUGCAGGUGGAUUACUGGGUGUCUUCAGGGGCUGAGAAGCGCAAAGAUGGAGAGCGGAGAGACAUGGGCAAUAAGAACACUUUGAAGUGUGCAUUCAGAUCCUUGCAGGUUAGCAGACUGCCCGGCUCCUUUGAGCUGCAGACUGGCUCUAACACCAUGUCCAUGACUGUGGUGACCAAGGAGAAAAACAAGAAAGUCCCAAACCUCUUCCUGGGGAAGAAGCCUAAAGAGAGAGACGCCGAGUCAAAGAGUCAGGUCAUUGAAGGCAUCACCAGACUCAUAUGCUCUGCCAAGAAUCAACAAACCAGUCUAAGAGUGUCUGUAGAUGGAAUGGAAUGGAAUGAUGUGAAGUUCUUCCAGCUGGCAUCUCAGUGGCCCACUCAUGUGAAGUACUUCCCUGUGGGGCUGUUUGGCUACAACAAACCAUCCUCCUAGUGCCCUCUGGAGGAAAAAAAACAUGGUAAAGUUUCCGGAACCUGCUUGCUACGGCCUUCAGAUUGAAUAGAUG
This is a messenger RNA of Carassius carassius (crucian carp), 3096 nucleotides long. Its product is annotated as phosphofurin acidic cluster sorting protein 1-like. Gene Ontology annotation, molecular function: transmembrane transporter binding. Gene Ontology annotation, biological process: protein localization to plasma membrane. The record is from RefSeq and is a predicted model, not a curated record. The transcript has 24 exons. Lineage: Eukaryota; Metazoa; Chordata; Actinopteri; Cypriniformes; Cyprinidae. Bases 306 to 3023 code for a protein of 905 amino acids.